AUGACUGUCAAAGACAGGCUGCUCAUGCGUAACGUCAACUACCGUGGCCGUCUCUAUGACAAGUUCCCAAAAAUCUAUAACGUGUAUGUGGUUGGAGUGGUGGCAUGUAUUUCAGGACUCAUGUUUGGGUUCGACAUCUCGUCGAUGUCUUCGAUGAUCGGCACAACGCACUACAAAAACUACUUUGACAACCCACAAUCCACGCGCCAGGGAGGUAUCACGGCGUCGAUGUCCGCUGGAUCGUUUUUUGGGUCGCUUGUGUCCUCUAACGUGACAGAUGUGUACGGGAGGCGGGUGUCGUUGCACCUGUGCUCUGCAUUCUGGAUUCUGGGUGCGAUCCUGCAAUGCGCUUCGCAAGACGUUGCCAUGUUGGUCGCGGGUCGUGUGAUCAGCGGGAUUGGCAUUGGGUUUGGCUCCUCUGUGGCCCCCGUUUACUGCUCUGAAGUAUCACCUCCCAACAUCAGAGGAACCAUUUGCGGACUUUUCCAGCUCAGUGUCACCGUGGGAAUUAUGAUUUUGUUUUACGUUGGUUACGGCUGCCACUUCAUCAACGGCACUGGGGCAUUCAGAGUCACUUGGGGGGUUCAGAUUGUCCCUGGACUGGUCUUGUUGGGAGCGACGUUUUUCUUGCCGGAAUCGCCCCGUUGGUUGGCCAACCACGAUCGCUGGGAAGAAGCUAGCGAGGUGGUGGCUUGCAUCGGUGCUCACGGAGACCGUGACGAUCCUCAGGUCAAGCUGCAAUUGGAGGAAAUCAAAGAACAGGUGUUGAUCGAUCAAGCUGCCAUGAAUUUCAGUUACCGUCAUUUGUUCCGCAAGAAGACACUCAGGAAAACGAUUGUCGGCACUUCUGCCCAGAUGUGGCAGCAGCUGUGUGGUAUGAAUGUGAUGAUGUACUACAUUGUGUACAUCUUCAAAAUGGCAGGCUACUCUGGUAACCAAGUUCUGGUCUCUGGCUCCAUCCAAUACGUUUUGAACGUGGUGAUGACCAUUCCAGCCCUGUUCCUUGUCGACAAAGCCGGCAGAAGGCCUGUUUUGAUUGUGGGUGGUAUUUUUAUGUUCACAUGGCUGUUUGUUGUAUCUGGUUUAUUGGCCACAUACUCGAAUCCCGAACCCAAUGGAUUCGACGGCGAUGACACCGUCAGAAUCAGCAUCCCUUCUAGUAACAAAGCUGCCGCAAGAGGCGUCAUUGCCGCCUGUUACCUAUUUGUAUGCUCUUUUGCACCUACAUGGGGCAUUGGUAUCUGGAUCUACUGCUCGGAGAUUUUUAACAACAUGGAGAGAGCCAAGGGUUCCGCUUUGUGUGCUUCCGUCAACUGGGCAUUUAACUUUGCCUUGGCAAUGUUUGUACCUUCGGCCUUCAAACAAAUCACUUGGAAGACCUACAUUAUUUUUGGAGUCUUCUCAGUGUGUCUCACCAUCCAAACAUAUUUAAUGUUCCCAGAAACGAAGGGCAAAACCUUGGAGGAAAUUGAUCAAAUGUGGGCCGACGAAAUACCUGCCUGGAAAACUGCCUCCUAUGUUCCAGAGCUACCAAUUGUGGAAGACGAAGAGGGCAACAAGCUGGGCUUGUUGGCCAGAGCGCAACACCUCGAGAACGCAAGGAGUGAAAAACCUAACUUUCAGCAUAACGACACUCUUGAAGACACCACGAGCUAUUCACAAUAA
Molecule: messenger RNA, 1665 nt
Organism: Lachancea meyersii CBS 8951
Lineage: Eukaryota; Fungi; Ascomycota; Saccharomycetes; Saccharomycetales; Saccharomycetaceae
Source: the annotation of a GenBank genome assembly